Molecule: messenger RNA, 1541 nt
Organism: Drosophila suzukii
Lineage: Eukaryota; Metazoa; Arthropoda; Insecta; Diptera; Drosophilidae
Source: RefSeq, a predicted model, not a curated record
UAACACUUAUCCAGUAAACCAGUAAGAAACCAUUGAAGUAUAAAUCAGUAGUGAGAUCUUUCAACACAACAGUAUCAUUCGAUUUUGAGCGAAGGCAUUUUCCGAAAUGGAGAGCGACGAGGGCGUGGGCGAGCGACCAUCGACUUCUGGGGGCAAGGCCAUGGACAGCGGAUCGGGGAUCGGGAUGUCGGCCAUCCUGGGCUACGCCCAGUCGGAGUACUCGCUGGACACCAGCUCUGGGGCCGUGAUGGCCAGUCGGCGGCACCUGGAGAGCGAGAACGACGGGAAUGCCACCGACGAGGAGGUUGAGAUCUGCAUAACCCGCCUCAACUUCCUGCCCGAUCGGGCCAGGCGACUGUACAUGGACUGCCAGCUGUCGCUUCCGGCGGGCGGAAGUGUCCCGAUGCGCGGCGGGGCGGAGACCCUUUCCGUUUCCGCCGUGGAGAGCAGCAGUUCGCCGGAAGUGCGCUAUGAGCGCCAGAGAAACACGGCCGCCGAAGUGCAGAAGUACUGGCGCCUGCAGAAACUGGCCUUCGCCUGCCCCCUCGGCAACUGCGAUUUGGUGGUCAAUCCCGGCAGUCUCCUGAGCCACUGCCUCAUGUCGCACGAGGAUGUGAUCAGCGUGGAAAUGAAGGUCGGCGAGGCCAGGGGCCUGAAGCUCAUGGGCAAGUCCAUGCCAGAAUCGCGGGACAAGAGCCAGUGCGUGGGUCUGCUGAUCUACGAGAGCGGCAGGCAGGUGGCUCUCAACUCCAAUCUGCCCAGGAUCUACACGGACUGGGAGUGCCGUCUGCCCGUCCUCAUAAUGCUGUGGAAGACCUCCUGGGACUCAAUGCCCGGCAGUCCGCGGGUCACCCAUCUCUACAUCCUCUGGCUGCUCUGUCCCCAGGCUCAGUCGCCCCUGCAGGUGACCGUCUCGACAGAGGCGGGUCUUCCGGGAGCGCCCCGCCGCCAGGUGAUCCACACCUGCUCCGACUCGGAGACCAUCGAGAAGUGCGACCUGCUCUCCGACAGCCCGCUCUUCAUGCGGUUCACCCAUCGCGAGAUGAAGGAGCACACCGAGGACUACUCUCAGGACAUCGAGCUGCAGUUCACCAUCCACGAGGAUGAGACAGUGGUGGCCCCCAACUCUCCAGAACCCAUGAAGGAGGAUCCUUUGGACCCAGAUGAGGAGCAAACUACGGUGGAAAUCGAGGUGAUUGCCGACAUUGAAGUACUGCCAAGUGAGGAGACAUCCAAGGAGGAGCUUGGCAUGGAGAAAGCUGAAGAACCAACUGAAGACUCCACUGAAGAUCCCACUGAUGAUCCAACUGAAGAUCCCACUGAAGAUUCCACUGAAGCCCCCAUGGACGAUCCAUUCGGAGAUCCCUUUAGAGAUACCUCAGAAUUCGCCGAACAAUCCCAGUAAAAUCGUGUUUUUAAUCCCAUUUUAUUCACUUGCAUAUGUAUUCAGCCCCUUUUCCAAAAGAGAUUUUUAUUUAUGAUUUUAAAUUAGCCCCAAAAUUAAGUCAGUGUGGAAAAUAAAGCAAAGUAAAGAAACUUUA